AUGGCCGCAGAGAAGAAGUCGCCGCAGCAGGCGACCAUCAGCGAACUACCUCCCGGUUCUUCUUGCCCGUCUGAGGGUGCGUCGUCAAAUGCCAGUUUAUUGAAAGUGGUAGAUUGGGACGGCCCAGAUGAUCCAGAGAAACCAGUGAAUUGGCCUCGAUCCAAAAAGAACCAGAUUCUCGGCGCAGUGUGCCUAAUGCGCUUCACAACCCCGCUUGCCUCAUCGAUGAUGGCCCCGGCACUCUUACAAAUUGAAAAUGAGUUCAAAUCAUCAUCAAUGGUGAUGAACUUUGCAGUCUCUAUCUAUAUCAUCGGAUUCGGACUCGGACCCUUGGUGCUCGCACCACUCUCUGAAAUUUACGGGCGAAACAAGAUUUACCACGCCGGCAAUGUUUUGUUCACUAUUUGCACUGCAUGCUGCGGUAUCUCUCCAAACGCCACAUCUCUCCUCAUAUUCCGACUGCUUUCUGGGGUUAUGGGUGGCGCCCCAUUAACAAAUGGCGGAGGAACCAUUGCGGACCUUAUCCCCUCAAAUGAGCGAGGAUUUAUAAUGAGUGUUUUCAGCCUGGCAAUGCUACUUGCACCCGUUUUGGGCCCAGUGGCUGGCGGUUUCUUGUCAGAGGCUGCCGACUGGCGAUGGAUCUUCUGGCUUUUGACCAUUAUGAGUGCUAUCACAGCAAUUGUAGGAUUCAUCUUCCUGCGGGAAACCUAUGCCCCCACACUUCUCGAACGAAAAGCUUCUCGACUCCGCAAGAAGACUGGAAACCCAGACCUCCAAGCCGCAAGCAAAUCGCCCCUUCCUCUUCAGCAACUUAUUUUCCUUGCUAUAAUGCGUCCGAUGAAGCUGCUCUGUACCAGCCCCGUCAGUAUUGUGAUGGCCCUUUACAUGGGACUGAUCUACGGCAUUAUCUACCUUCUGUUUACCUCGUAUACUGUGGUAUUUCAACAUCAAUACGGCUUUAGUCAAGGAGUUGCAGGUCUCGCAUACCUUGGCAUGGGACUGGGUUGUGCCACACAGCUGUUCCUGGGCCACUAUAGUGAUAAGCUUCACACUAAACUCACGCAGCGCAAUGGCGUUGAGAGAGCAGAAUAUCAUCUUUUGAUGCUGAUUCCCGCUGCCUUCGCGCUUCCUGUCGGAUUGAUCAUUUAUGGCUGGACAGCACAGUAUCACAUUCACUGGAUUGUUCCAAUCUUUGGCACAUUCUUUAUUGGCGUGGGUUUCUCAGGCUCAAUGACCAGCGUCCAAACAUACCUGGUCGGAGCUUUUACUGCCUACUCUGCUAGUGCACUCGCCGCGAACAACGUUGUACGCAGCAUAAUUGGUGGUGUAGUGCCACUCUCUGGGCCGGAUAUGUACGGCAAACUCGGACUUGGCUGGGGAAACACAUUGUUGGCCCUUCUAGCCUUGGUAUUCGGACUGGCUCCUUUAUGGUUUUAUCGGAACAAGGAGCACCAAAAUGAGAGCAAACGCAUCCCAGUUUAA
Penicillium canescens is the source of this 1482-nucleotide messenger RNA. RefSeq names its product MFS transporter. NCBI's taxonomy places the organism in Eukaryota, Fungi, Ascomycota, Eurotiomycetes, Eurotiales, Aspergillaceae. Gene Ontology annotation, biological process: transmembrane transport. The record is from RefSeq and is a predicted model, not a curated record. The transcript has 7 exons. The coding region runs from base 1 to 1482 and encodes 493 amino acids. Gene Ontology annotation, molecular function: transmembrane transporter activity.